GUGGGUCGGAGGACUGCGCCUGCGCGGCGGCGGCGGCGCGGGAGGACCAACCGGCGGGAGGCCGGCGGAGCGUGGAACGGCUGCUGACCGGUCCUGGGUCAGUGAGGAGCCGUCGCCCGGCAUGGCCUGCGUUCCGGUGCGCUCACGGGUGUCCACCCCGGCCAGGUCCCGACGCCUGCCUUCGCGUGGACCCACAGCUGUAUGAGUGCGAGGCCCCGGCGUGGUGCCUGCGGCCCACACAUUUCCUCGCGGGCAAGGUUUUCUAUCAGAUGUUCCACAGUAAUAAUGCUGGAGUCAAGAAGUCUUCAUUCCUUUCCUCCAAAUCAGAGCAGUUUGUUCUCUGUAUAUAGAAAUGGAGUAAUGUUUAAAGACAACUGGCAACUGGUGGAUGUUUAAAACUGAAGAUUAUAAUAACCUAAGCUCUAUGCUGAAGUAAGAUUAAUUGCAGUGCAAAUACCAAUUUGGGGCAAUCCAAAUCUAUUACUGGAACCAUGAAAGUUUUGUUGGUGUUUGACUUCGACAAUACAAUCAUAGAUGAUAAUAGUGACACUUGGAUUAUACAAUGUGCGCCAGGCAAAAAGCUCCCUGUUGAGCUACAGGAUUCUUAUCAAAAAGGGUUUUGGACAGAAUUCAUGGGCAGAGUCUUUAAGUAUUUGGGAGAUGAAGGCGUAAAAGAAGAUGAAAUUAAAAGAGCAGUGACAUCAAUACCUUUCACCUCGGGGAUGAUAGAACUUUUCAACUUUAUAAGAAUUAAUAAGGAUAAAUUUGACUGCAUCAUUAUUUCAGACUCAAAUUCAGUCUUCAUAGAUUGGGUUUUAGAAGCUGCCAAUUUUCAUGAUGUCUUUGAUAACAUGUUUACAAAUCCAGCAGCUUUUGAUAGCAAUGGUCAGCUCACUGUAGAAAAUUGCCAUGCUCAUUCUUGCAAUAGGUGCCCAAAGAAUCUUUGCAAAAAUGUAGUUCUGGUAGAAUUUGUAGAUAAACAAUUACAACAGGGAGUGAGUUAUGCACGAAUUGUGUACAUAGGUGAUGGUGGAAAUGACAUUUGUCCAGUAACCUUUUUAAGUAAGAAUGAUAUUGCCAUGCCACGGAAAGGAUAUACUUUACAUAAAACUCUUUCCAGAAUGUCUCAAGAUCUUGAGCCGAUGGAACCCUCUAUUGUACUUUGGUCUUCAGGUGUUGAAAUAAUUUCUCAUUUACAAUUUCUAAUUAAAGAGUAAUGUGCCAACAAUUGAAAUAUGUAUUAGUUAAGAUUGGGCUCAGCAGCAUAAAACUAAAAUCCCCAAUAUCUCGUAGCUUUUUUAAAAUGUGAGGGUUUUUUGUCUUCAAAGAAUUCCAAUGAUUUUUUUUUUUUGAGGCUAUUUUGUUGCUAAACCAACCUCAGCUAUUGAUUCCAACCCAUGAUCCAAGGUUGCUAUCCCAGCUCCAGUUCACAGUGAACAUUCUGGCCUCUUAAGAACCAGGGAAGUGCAGUUAUAACCCUUUAUUUAAGGAUAUUUUCCAGUUGUAUCGAACCCUUCUGGUAUCAUUAGCCCAAACCUAGUCCAAAAGAAAGGAAUGGAAGUACAGUUUUCAUUCCAGGUGAUCCUGUACCCAGGAAAACUGGAAAAAAAAAAAAGUGCAUAAUUGAGGUAAGUGCAAGUCAUGGUCUGUUCUAAGGGUGGUUGAUUGGUAAGCUAUAUGUAUUUUGUUUUCCUGUGGUCAUAUUUUACUCUCAGACAUUUAUUUCAAAAUAUGUCCAGCUGCCUGAUGUGCUCUUGUUCCAUCAGUAAGUCUCACAGAAACUUGAGUGUGUUCAAGAUUCAGCUUCUCCAUAAUGCACCACUAUGGCCCAGAAAGGCAUUGUUGUUGGAGGUGUAGUAGAUGUUAAUACUGUCUUACAAGAGGUUCUGAAGACUGCCUUCAUCCAAGAUGGCCCAGCAUGGGAAAUAUGCAAAGUUGCUAAAUCCUUAAGCAAGUGCCGACCCCAUCUUUGUACGCUUGAACUGUGAUGAGCCUAUGUAAAGAUGGUGGAGGAGCUUUGUGCUUUGAAUUAAAAAUCAACCAAAUUAAG
Messenger RNA from Nannospalax galili (Upper Galilee mountains blind mole rat), 2050 nucleotides. RefSeq names its product phosphatase, orphan 2 (gene Phospho2). The record is from RefSeq and is a predicted model, not a curated record. Bases 492 to 1217 code for a protein of 241 amino acids. The transcript has 4 exons. Gene Ontology annotation, molecular function: phosphatase activity. NCBI's taxonomy places the organism in Eukaryota, Metazoa, Chordata, Mammalia, Rodentia, Spalacidae.